AUGGCCAGUCCUUCUCAAGACAACCAAGAGUGCCUCCAGAAACAUUUCUCCAGGCCAUCUAUGUGGAAGCAAUUUCUGCCCCUACCCAGGGCUGAAGGAUAUAAAGCAAACAUUCAUCAAACCAUGGAAAAUGAAGGCAUCACCAAAGCUGUGCAUGAUGUCAAGCUCCCAGACUCGCCCGCUGCCCUGAAGCUGCUCAGCCUCCUUUCUAGCACGCUCUCUGGCCUCGCGCGAUUCUUCUCUCACCUUCUCCGGCGACCCCCUUCAGGGGCUCCCCGGCGGCGCCCGGACUUGUCCCUCCUGCUUCCCGCUCGCUCCCUGCCAGCGGCUGGGCUCUCGCGGGGGCACGGGGAGCGGCCAGGCCGUCUCCAGCUCCUGCUGGGGGCAGCCCUGGCACUGCCCAGCCGACCCCCAGGGGAACGCCUUCCCAGGGAAGAGGACGCCUGCGCUGGGCAGAGCUCGCCCAUGCCCCCCAUGAGAUCUGAGCAGACGGAGAUGCGGAAACGGCAGAUGCCUGCAGCCCAGGAGACCACGAGCUCCACGCCAGGCCAGCCCGGGGCGGGGGACCGCGGGUCCAACACCUGCUGCUUCUGCUGGUGCUGCUGCUGCAGCUGUUCCUGUCUUACUGUUAGAAACCAAGAAGAACAGAGACCCAGGAGGCCCUCGCAUGAACUCAGACGAGAAGACCUUCCAACCUGUGAAGAAAGCCCAAGUCCCACUCUGGAGGAGGUCAACGCCUGGGCUCAGUCCUUCGACAAGGUAAUGCUCACUCCAGCGGGAAGGAAUGCUUUCCGGGAAUUCCUCCGGACAGAAUUCAGUGAAGAAAAUAUGCUUUUCUGGAUGGCAUGUGAGGAACUGAAAAAAGAAGCUAAUAAAACCAUCAUUGAAGAGAAAGCAAGGAUAAUCUAUGAAGACUACAUUUCUAUUCUUUCUCCUAAAGAGGUCAGCUUGGACUCCCGAGUAAGAGAAGUCAUCAACAGGAACAUGGUGGAGCCAUCCCAACACAUAUUUGAUGAUGCACAACUCCAGAUCUAUACCUUAAUGCACAGAGACUCCUAUCCCCGGUUCAUGAACUCUGCCCUCUAUAAAGAUCUGCUUCAGUCCUUAGCUGAGAAAUCGGUUGAAGCAUAGGAUGUCAUCAAAUAUAUUUAUUAUUAAUAAAAUAAUAAAAGAACUGCUGGACUACAUCUAGUACAGGGAACUUAGCGGUAGUAGUACCUUCUGCUAGAGUAAUACUUGGGCUGUUUUAAUAAACAGAUGCUUGCUUUUACAGA
Messenger RNA from Odobenus rosmarus divergens (Pacific walrus), 1274 nucleotides. It is a transcript of the gene RGS20, whose product is annotated as regulator of G-protein signaling 20. The transcript is spliced from 6 exons. The record is from RefSeq and is a predicted model, not a curated record. Bases 1 to 1131 code for a protein of 376 amino acids. Lineage: Eukaryota; Metazoa; Chordata; Mammalia; Carnivora; Odobenidae.